AUGGAAUCAGGCACUUCAACAGAUUACACUUAUUCUGCAACAACUGAUGCAAAAACAGAAAGCAAUGUAAAGGAGCCGAAGGCACCUGAAGGUACCUUGUUACGACAAGUUCAAGAUGCUAAGGAAAGUAUCUCUGUUCUUAAGAACCAGGUCUCCUUUGCAGAUCAGUGCCUGAGCCUGCUUCAUAAUCAGAUGAAACAUGCCUCAGACACUCUAGCCAUUCUUCAGGAUCAAGUUGAGUUAGCUCAGAAAACAGUAAACUCUUUGAGUCUAGGAACUGCAGCUGGGCUAACAAUUCAAAAUCCACAAGCAACUGUGGCCCCAGCAUUGUCAACAGCCAGCAGAUCUCAUCCUUCUUGGAUUAAUCCCCAAUCUGGUGAAUCGGAUGAGCAACGGGUGUUUGUUCAUGACUGUGAAGGACCAAAAGUCUAUACAUUGAGCAAAUCAAGCAUCUCGUUGGGAAAUCCAGCUGUGUCAGAAUGCUCUGUGUCACAUGAUCAUGGACAGGUACCAUGUGUUGUUCAUCAAGUGCCAGUACAUUGUCACUGUCCAGCUUGCCUUUCUCACACAAGUGUUAACCGUGUGCCACAGCCUUGCCAUCCUUCUCCUCACAGUACCACCACAGGUACACCAGUAGUGCAAGUUAGCCCAGAAAUGCCACCAGCACCUCAAACUGUCAGUGCAGUGUCCAGUCAAGAAGUGACAACGGAUGCGUCUAAUAACCAAGCAAAGAUGCUUCAUUUAAGUCCUUCAAAAAGUGCAUCAAGUCAUGAACAUGACAAGAACAGUCCAGGAGAUGAUAAAAGCUGUACCAAAAAAGAAUCAGUAACGACAUCGCCCAUGGCACACCAGCUUCUACAAGUGAUUGAUGUUUUGCAAACUGAAGAUGAUGAUGAUGGCGGCAGUGCUAUUAGGUCUACAAAGACAUCUCUCGCAUCAUUGUUACAUGGUGUCAGUAUUCCUCAGACUUCCCCAUAUGGACAUGGUGCAUUCUCCUGGCAGAGGGUGUCACGUCGCAAUCGCAAACAGAAUGUGAGUCCUUUAAAAAUAGCUUUGUCACAUUCACUGGUAUCUCCUGACAAGCAGUCCUCAGGUAAAUGCUGUUUUAUAUUGAAAUUGAAAAAUUAUGAAAUGCGGCUACAUGCUGUCCAGUUUGGAAAUAAUUGGAUGAAAAUCAUGGCGAGGAUUUUGAAUCCAAUUACUUCCAACGUGGAGAGCAUUCAGUCUUCUUACUUAGUGUCCCCUUGUUAAUGUAGUGGUUCUUCUACUGCUACAUUAGUCAGUUGACACUUAAAUAAAGGUAUUCAUUCAUUAUCAUCAUGCACUGUACAGUUAAUCAUGAUUUGUCAACAUAACUUUGAUGUGAAGUAAACAAUAGUGUACACCCUCAAUGUUUGUUGUUGGAACAAAAGCGUACACAAGGAAAAUUCAUCAAGGCAUAUUUUAACAGAUACUGCCAACUCACUAUUCUCAAAGACAAACUUAGUCUUACUUUUUCAGAUCUUGAAAUUUGUUUCAAUAUAACAGUUUACUUCAGUUCAAAAAGCGCUUGUGCAACAAAAGGUGAACUGGUAAAAAGUUCCUUUUUGUUUGUAAAGAAGAACAACAACAGCAGCAGAAAUAACUAUGUAAAUUAAACCUAGAACAAGAAGUAAAACUAUUGGGAAUACUUCACUUUUCACAUGUCACUUAGCACAAAUUCUGUCAUUGGUGAUAUCGGUCCGAAAAGGUGCGUUCAAAUGCAAAUAAGUUGCAAACUCCAAAGUUCUGUCUAUUGAUAAAAAAGAGAGGCAUAAAUUAUUUUUUUCGUGUAUUGGCCAUUGCCGUAGCCAUGCAUGCAACACUUUUUUACCUGAAAAAAUGUACUGAACAUCAAAUGAAUGUUUCCUUUUCUAGUGAGAACGGUGUGUAGAGAUCAUCCAGAAUUAAUGCGAGUUCCAGCUCCAGUUUUGGCAUCCAGUCUUGAGCCUGAGUUCCUGGUCGUACCGACCAGCAGUUUC
Porites evermanni is the source of this 2000-nucleotide messenger RNA. NCBI's taxonomy places the organism in Eukaryota, Metazoa, Cnidaria, Anthozoa, Scleractinia, Poritidae. The record is from the annotation of a GenBank genome assembly.